This is a messenger RNA of Trichechus manatus latirostris (Florida manatee), 606 nucleotides long. It is a transcript of the gene ANKRD66, whose product is annotated as ankyrin repeat domain 66. The transcript is spliced from 3 exons. Gene Ontology annotation, cellular component: nucleus. Lineage: Eukaryota; Metazoa; Chordata; Mammalia; Sirenia; Trichechidae. Bases 13 to 606 code for a protein of 197 amino acids. The record is from RefSeq and is a predicted model, not a curated record. Gene Ontology annotation, molecular function: protein binding.
UUGUUUUUUGCCAUGGAAUUGACUAAAAUGUCGGAGAAGACAAAGAUCCACCAAGCUGUGGCCGCAGGGGACUACAAUUUAGUGAAAAAGAUUUUGAAGAAAGGUCUCUGUGACCCAAACUACAAAGAUGUAGACUGGAAUGACCGGACUCCACUUCACUGGGCUGCAAUCAAAGGGCAAAAGGAGGUGAUGCACCUGCUGAUAGAACAUGGAGCCAGGCCCUGCCUGGUGACUGAUGUGGGCUGGACUCCAGCUCAUUUUGCAGCUGAGUCCGGCCACCUCAAUGUGCUGAAAACUUUGCAUGCCUUGCACGCUGCCGUCGACGCCCCUGACUUUUUUGGAGACACGCCCAAGAGAAUUGCACAGAUCUAUGGGCAGAAAACGUGUGUGGCAUUCCUGGAGAAGGCGGAGGUUGAGUGCAGGGACCACCGCCGCAUCGCCCAGCAGAACGGGCUGCCGUUAGAUCAGUGGGAUGAAGACUGGGAUGCCAAGAAAAGAGAACUGGAGCAGUCUCUUCCUUCCUCAAGUCAAAGCACUAAUAAAACAAAGAAUAAGAAAAGUCGAGGCUCUUCCAGGCUCAGUAAUCACAAAGGGAGGAGAUUAUGA